AUGGGCCCCUGUACCGCCUCCUCAUGCUGCUGCCAGGCCCGUAAUCUGCCAUGGGCCCCUGUACCGCCUCCUCAUGCUGCUGCCAGGUCCAGAGUGUCUCAUGGGUCCCUGUACGGCCUCAUUGCUGCUGUCUCCAUCGCCACACUCUGCCAUGUGCCACUUUCAGGUCUCCUCACACUGCUGGUGGGUUCCAUUUUGUCAUAGGGUGCUGGCAGAUUACGGGCCUCCCAUUGCUGCUGCCAGGCCCGUAAUCUGCCAUGGGCCCCCGUACCGCUGCUCCUCAAUCUGCCAUGGGCCCCUGUACCGCCUCCUCAUGCUGCUGCCAGGUCCAGAGUGUCUCAUGGGUCCCUGUACGGCCUCCCAUUGCUGCUGUCUCCAUCGCCACACUCUGCCAUGUGCCACUUUCAGGUCUCCUCACACUGCUGGUGGGUUCCAUUUUGUCAGGGUGCUG
This is a messenger RNA of Staurois parvus, 451 nucleotides long. NCBI's taxonomy places the organism in Eukaryota, Metazoa, Chordata, Amphibia, Anura, Ranidae. The record is from the annotation of a GenBank genome assembly.